Vanessa tameamea is the source of this 4239-nucleotide messenger RNA. Its product is annotated as otoferlin-like. NCBI's taxonomy places the organism in Eukaryota, Metazoa, Arthropoda, Insecta, Lepidoptera, Nymphalidae. Gene Ontology annotation, biological process: plasma membrane organization. Gene Ontology annotation, cellular component: membrane. The record is from RefSeq and is a predicted model, not a curated record. Bases 1 to 4239 code for a protein of 1412 amino acids. The transcript is spliced from 27 exons.
AUGCGCUCGAAGUCGCCAGAGGAGCGUGGAAGACAAAAAGUAGUCCGAGCGCCGACUUACAGAAUUGAGAACGAGUACAAUCCGGAAGCUAUGCCUCAGUAUUUUCAGAUUGCGGUCGAUAUUUUAAAAGUAACCAAUCUGUUUUGGAUCAAUCCUCAGUCGUCUAACGCGUACGUUGUUAUAAUUAUUGGUAAAGUGAAGUAUAAAAUGAUUAUUGGGAGAGACAUGAACAGGGUUUUUAACAGAGAAAGUUUUAUCUUUGAUAUGCAAGUAAAUCUUCAUGACCUUCAGCAUACAAAUCUGUGGCUUGCUGUUAUGGAGCCGAGGUGCAGAGGUUCUCGUCUCUUGGGGGAGUCUAGUAUGAACCUUGGAGAGAUUUGGGCACAGUCGAACCAUCAAGUCUUCCACAAGUGGGUUCAAUUAAGUCCUGCGGGUUUUUUAAAAGUAAACGUGAGAAUUAUAUUAAGAGGAGAACUGCAGAUAGCACCAGUUAUAAUAAAUGACGAGAAAUUAAAAAGCGAAAAUCUCCUAUCUCCGGGUUCUGAACGUCAAAUUGCAAACUAUGUAAUUACUGUAUACGGUGCUUUUGGACUUCAAAACCGUGAUGAAAGACAAACUGAUAAACGUUAUGGGAAACCCAAUACAUUUGUCAGAGUUUCCUUUUGCGGUCAAGUGGCGAAAACAGCGAUCCAUCCUCUAAAUAAUAACCCUAUGUAUUGCGAACAAAUAUCUAUAGCGGAAAUGUUUCCCAGUACAAGUCAAAUCAUUAAUUUCGACAUUUUUUAUAAAGAAAAUUGUUUCAAUCGGAUUAUGGGCAGGACGCACCUCUGUUUAGGGGAUAUUUCCCACGACGGAGAGAAUGGUUUUUUACCAACAUUCGGGCCAUCUCUUCUACACAUUUACACAAGCUCAAACCUGAGCACGAACGGCGUCAGUGUUGAUGGACCAUUUCACCGUGGAGCUCUCCUUGUAGCUUGCAACGUCAUAGUUCCGUGCUAUCAAAAGAACCUCAAAAGUAUAACCGUGGAGCCAGUAGCACCAAUUCGCCUUGAAAAUUUAUGGUCGUUUGAGGAUUUCUGCGUAUACUGUCCCAUUUUCGAAGUAUCGAUGCUCAAUAGUAGAAUAACCGGUCAGUCUUGUGGUGUUGCAAUUACGGUCGGUGAGAUGGUUCACGAUAACAAGUCAGAUGAAGAAUUCAUGAAAAUGAUGAAUAAAAUACGAACUCGUAAGUUGCAUUAUACGGGUAGCCUCGAUGUAAAGCAAACUCAACCUGAUUAUGGUUACCUUGAUUUUAAUACCGCGUUUCCUGUUCUGCAAUUAGCAGCCAGACUGCCCGAUUACAGAUAUAAAAUGUACCGAAAUAAUAUGAUACGUGCAGUGGUUAAUAAAUUGGAGGCAGUAUUAGAUGACGUAGACUGCCGCAUUAAGACCUAUGAUUAUUCCUCAACUGUGAUACUCACGAAAGAGCUAAUGAGAGUAUUAGAAGAUACAACAGCAGAGAGGAUACAUCGAAAAAUUAUGCAAAAGAUAAAAAACAGUUCAAAUUAUGACAUGAAGUCCGAUGAAGUUAGCGCAAGUACGAAGGAAAUAAACAUCGGUUCCAGAAAAGCUGUGAAACAAUUGCUUGCCGAUAUGAAAAUAAUAUCUCAGGAAUUAAAGGAUCACACUUAUAAUUCCUUAGAAGGCUGGCCUGGAAUUGUGGUGUGGCUUUUGAGUGGAGGAUCGAGAGUUGGAUUUUGUAAGAUUUCCCCAACUGACGUUAUAUACUCGAUGGAACCGGAACAAUGCGGCAAGGAUUGUGGAAUAUUACAAACUGUUUAUAUAAAGCCAUUACAUUGCCCUAAACAUACAAAUUUUAUGAGUGACUGUUAUUGCAUUGCGGGUAAGGUUGAAGUACUCAUAUGGAUGGGAUUAUAUCGACAUAAACCAGCUUUCGAAACCUGCUUGCCCGGAUUACAGCUCAAAAUGAGAAAUUAUGAUAUGUGCAUUAAAAGCACUGUUAUGAUGGUAGAAUGUAAGGCGUUUAUAUAUAAGGCAAAGUUGAAAAACGUGUGUAUUGGACUUAAUCCUAUUCAGACAUACUUAAGAAUAUAUGUAUUGAACACAUUCAAAGAAACAAAGGUACAAUGUAAAACUUUAACACCGGUGUGGAAUCAAGUUCUCAAGAUACAAAGGAUGGUUUUUAUGACCCCGGAGAGACUUACUAACAGCCCCGCUAUUGUUUUAGUCGAAGUUUACAAUACAGAGUUAUCGGGCAAAUCAGAACUUAUUGGUCGUGUUCAAGUGAAGCCAACUGUGAGCCAGGAGCAAGAUAUUGAGUCUGCGCCCAAGCUGAAAUGGUACGAUUUGUUUAGAGGUCUAGACAACACGGGACGGGUACUCAUGUCUGUCCAAUUAAUGCAGAUUUCAGAAAGGUUACUUAAAAAUAUCAUUUAUAGCCCUAUUGAGGAAAGCUUUACUACUGAUUUAAAUAUAUUGGAUGUUACUGAUGACUACAUGCCCUUACCAAAAUAUCUAUUGCCUGUUUCAACAUUAUACAAAGUCGAUGUAUACUGGUGGGGCUUUCGUGACGUAGAUAUAACUAGAAAACUAGGAGUCACCAUAGAAAUUGAAGACUUUAGUAUAAAGUCUAAUAUAAUAUUUAACAAACAAUCAAAUUCCAACUUCCCCAAUGGACGUGUAUCAGAAAUAUUUGAAGCGCCACUGAGUGAAGCGUAUUGCCCAAUGUUAAAUAUCAGACUUUUCGAUAGUAGUACGUUUGGUAGAACGCAAUACCUCGGUGCGAAUGUCGUGAAGAAUCCCAACAAGUACAUAUUGCGUUGGUUGGAGAAAACUGACAGAGACGCGUCACUUAAACGAGCUUCGGUAAUGUCGUCACAAUUUAUGCAAGUGAAUCAGACAUUAUUUAUAAAGAAAAGUUCAGUGGUUAAAGAAAAUAAUGUAAAUGAUGAUUGCGCUUCUGCGAGAAAAGUGGUGUCAAUGAACAGGUCAAAAUAUUCGAAAUGGAAAGAUCUGUUUUGGCAAAAGGAACCUGAUGAAGAAGAAUAUACAUUGCUUCCUAUAUUUUCGACAAAAAAUAAAAAUAAAUUAGACCCUGGAACAGCGGAACCUAAACGAAAAGACUGGUCAAAAUAUAAUAAUUUACAGCUUUUCGGUUACGAGCUGGAGAAUCAACCCGAGUUUUCAAAGUUCAAAGAUUGGUGUAGAACUCUAAAACUUUAUAAUGGAAAGAAAACAGGUAUCCGUGAGACAGACAGGCAUCUAUAUUGCGGCUUGUUAAAAGCCGGAUUGGCCAUCUAUAGAUGGCCUCCGCCCGAUAACAAGACAGCUGUUAGUUUCAGUGGAAUUGAAUUGAAUAGAGGAUUUUUCGAUGAUCAUCCGAAUAACGAUCCUGCGAAGUUUUUGAUCCGAGUUUACAUUGUUAAAGGGAUCAAUUUAAAAACGAAAGAGUUUGUUCGAAAAACGAGUCCGUACAUUGUAUUGAGUUGCGGAAACAAACAAUUGGGGAAUCGUAAUAGCUACCUGCCGAGCAAAUUGAAUCCUAUUUUCGGAAAAAUGUACGAAUUCCGGUGUAAUUUACCCGAAGAUUACUUGCUCACAAUAUCUUUGUACGAUUACGACGUCAGCUCGCUAGAUGAAUUAAUCGGAUGCACGAAAAUUGAUUUGGAAGACCGAAUUUACACUAAGCAUCGAGCUCGAAUUGGACUCCCGUUUGAAUACAGCCUAAAUGAUUUUGUAAUAUGGCGCGAUUGUAUGAAGCCGUCUAUGAUACUAGAAGAACUCUGUCUUAAGAAUCAUAUUUCACCACCAAUUUUUAUAGACAGUACCUCUCUUAUACUGAAUGGAAUAGAAUACAAAGAUACUGACAAAGGUGAAAGCUUCACUUCGAGUCUGGAACGCAAAGAGAAUUUGUGCUUAAGUAUUUUACAUAAAUGGCACACUUUACCAUUAUGUGGGUACCAUUUGGUUCCAGAUCAUAUUGAAACAAGAACAUUGUAUAACCCAGAUAGACCUGAAAUAGAACAAGGUAAGGUUCAAAUGUGGGUGGACAUUUUUCCAUUGGACACUGGUGUUUAUAUACCGCCCCCUAUUGAUAUUGCUCUUAAGAAGACCGAAGACUAUGAACUUCGGGUUACAAUAUAUUCUGUGCGAGAAUUACUGGUGGGCUCUGAUAAUUUGAAGGGUCAAUUUUCUGAUAUAUUUUUAAGAGCGUGUGUUGAAGUACUUGGACCUAGAUGA